ACACAAGCAGACUCUCAAAAAAAAGUGCCGGUCAUUACUAGCAGACGUUUCCAAAAAAAAUAUUCGGUCGAAAUUUGUCUAGAAGUGCUGCUGAACAAAUAUUAAAUUUUUUCUUCAAAAUGUCAAUCUGGACACCAUUGGAAUCUAACCCGGAGGUGCUGACCAAAUACAUACACAAGCUGGGCGUGUCGCCGUCCUGGUCGGUAAUUGACGUCAUCGGUCUGGAUGAUGAGUUGCUCGCAAUGUUGCCAAUGCCCGUCAAGGCUCUCGUCCUCCUCUUUCCCAUCAGCCAAAAGUAUGAAGAGUUUUGCGCUGAGGAAAAGAAACGCAUAAUGGCUGGCGCUGAACCGGAAAAGCAUCCGGAAGAUCUCUUCUAUAUGCGUCAAUUCACCCAUAAUGCCUGUGGCACCGUUGCUCUCAUCCACAGUGUGGCCAACAAUAAAGACAUUGAUAUCGCUGAUGGUGUGCUGAAGUCUUUCCUGGAUAAUGGACUUGCCUUAUCGCCGGAGGAACGCGGUCAUGCCUUGGAGAAAGACAAGGCCUUCACCGAGGACCAUCAGAAGCUGGCCCUGGAGGGACAAACUGAUGCAGCCGCCUAUGAGAAAGUGAUUCAUCAUUUCAUUGCACUUGUUAACAAGGAGGAUACCCUAUACGAGCUGGAUGGCCGCAAAUCGUAUCCAGUCAGUCAUGGCAAGACAUCGGCGGAGACCUUUGUGCGUGAUGCCGCCAAGGUGUGUAAGGAGUUCAUGGCCCGGGAUCCAGAUGAAUUGCGUUUUACAGUCUUGGCUCUGGCUGCCACCGAAGCAUAAAUUAUUUAUAUAUACUAAAUAUUUGUAUGAUCUCUGAUCAAAACAUACGCCUAUUAACGCAUUUGUAAGGCCAAUGAGCAGCGCUUGAAGAUUCGCUCUUGGCCAUAUUAACCCGCCCAAAAUUGUCAUUAUUAUUAUCGCUUAUUCAUAUAAUUUUGUUUCGAAAGAUAUAAAAAAAAAACUUCGCAUAAAAUGCUUGAGAACUGAAUAUGUAUAAUCAA
Molecule: messenger RNA, 1030 nt
Organism: Drosophila grimshawi
Lineage: Eukaryota; Metazoa; Arthropoda; Insecta; Diptera; Drosophilidae
Gene: Uch
Product: ubiquitin carboxyl-terminal hydrolase
Exons: 4
Coding region: 120-809 (229 amino acids)
Biological process (GO): ubiquitin-dependent protein catabolic process; protein deubiquitination
Cellular component (GO): cytoplasm
Molecular function (GO): cysteine-type deubiquitinase activity
Source: RefSeq, a predicted model, not a curated record